AUGCACAACACUUCUCCUGGCACACACAGCCUCACCGGCUAUGCACAACACUUCUCCUGGGAGGACAAGGGCAGUGAGCGAGUGUAUCAGGCUGUGCUGAUCAUCAGUAGAGUGUCUCAUCAGGACCUUCAGACACACUUCAGAUGUUUGGCCGACAACCUGGUGGAAUGGAACUCUGUCAUCAUCACACUUAAAGUAGAGGAGUCCCUCCCGUCUGUGGUCCUGGUGUGUGUGUGUGUGCUGCUGUUCCUCCUCUUGGUUGCCAUGGCAGUGAAGUGGUUUGCUAUCGAUGUGGCUCUUCUCUUCCGACGUGCUCGAAGGAUUGAAGGUAAAACUCUUUGUGUGUGUGUGUGUUGUGUGUGUGUGUGUGUUUCAGACGGUAAGGUGUAUGACGCUUAUGUGGUGUAUCCGCGAGAGUGUGUGUGUGAGAACGCUCUCUCAGUGUUUCUCAGCUUCACUCUGCCUGCGGUUCUGGAAGAUCAGUGUGGAUACAAACUCUUCAUCCACGGCAGAGACGACCUACCUGGGGAAGACCAGGCAGAGCAGGUGGAACGGUGCAUGCGCCUCAGCCGGCGACUGCUGGUUGUCAUGACAGCAGUGGGGUCGUGUGGGGGUAAGGGGGUGGCCCCACCCCUGGAGGAAUUUGAUUGGCAGAUGGGGGUUCACAGUGCUCUGGUACAGGAAACCAUCAGUGUCAUCGUGGUGCAGGUGGGGGAUGGGCACACACACACACAGUCACAAAAUCUCACACACACUCAACUGCGCACACACACACAAUCAGAUACGCACACACAGUCAGAAAGUCUCUCACACACACAGCCCCCCCCUGGCCUGCAGCUGCUGCUGAGGAAGAGCGCCCCCAUCAGGUGGGAGUUGGGAGCGCGAGGAGCAAACUCCCCCACCUCACGCAUCUGGAAGAGAGUCCGCUACAUGAUGCCACCCCCACCACCAUCACCCCCCCACACCAGGGGCCAGAGACUAAACACCAUCCAGCUCAUCUAGAGAUCUACACACACACCACCAUCCAACUC
Molecule: messenger RNA, 1031 nt
Organism: Clupea harengus (Atlantic herring)
Lineage: Eukaryota; Metazoa; Chordata; Actinopteri; Clupeiformes; Clupeidae
Product: interleukin-1 receptor type 1-like
Exons: 7
Coding region: 1-1002 (333 amino acids)
Biological process (GO): signal transduction
Source: RefSeq, a predicted model, not a curated record